AUGUGGAGGAAAGCAACGCAACUGGGAUUGGAUUUUGAAGGGAAGCAUGAAAAUAAAGUGGAUAUUCUCUGUCUAAUGGAUGUCCCACAUUGUUCUAUCAUCAUCAUUGGAGGAGAUUUGAUUGUUGCAUGGAUGGAUCCUUCAACGGCACACAACCAGGAAAUGGGUUCCCAAACACUAGAAAGCAUGUUGGUUUGCAGCGCAAAACCACAGCAAGAAAAGAAGCCAAGGCCUAGUGAGCAAUCCCUAAGAUGCCCUAGAUGCGACUCUAACAACACCAAGUUUUGUUAUUACAAUAAUUACAGUCUUUCCCAGCCAAGAUAUUUCUGCAAGUCAUGCAGGAGAUAUUGGACUAAAGGUGGAACAUUGAGAAAUGUUCCAGUGGGUGGAGGGUGCAGGAAGAACAAAAGACCAUCAGCAAAGAGAAGCCAAGAUCAACCAUUGACAACAAAUUCCUCUAGUCCUUCUAGCUCUUGUUUAACACCUCUAUCCUAUGACUCCAAUGAUCUCAGCCUUGCAAUUGCCAGGCUUCAAAAUCAGACCACCGGAGUAAUGGGAUUCGACGGCCAUGGUUUUUCCAUGUCAGGUAACCCCAACAUCCCUUGUUAUGAUUCUGGACUUUUUGAUGAGAUUAGAGGUGGAUUUUUCGAGACCCAAAACGAAUUUCACAAUCUGUACUACGGGAAUGGAAACCUGGGGUAUUUGGGAAAUGGUGGGACGGCGAACAUGCAAAUUGAGGAGCUAACUGCCGCACAAACAAGAGUGAAGCAAGAAAUGCACAAUGCAAGAGAAGAUGAAAGAAGAGAAUUGUGGGGAUUUCCAUGGCAGCAAUUUGGCAAUGGGGACACUAACCAUAUGAAUGGAGUUGCCACAUCUUGGCAUGGACUUCUCAAUAGCCCUCUCAUGUAG
Messenger RNA from Fraxinus pennsylvanica, 909 nucleotides. The record is from the annotation of a GenBank genome assembly. NCBI's taxonomy places the organism in Eukaryota, Viridiplantae, Streptophyta, Magnoliopsida, Lamiales, Oleaceae.